Messenger RNA from Sinocyclocheilus grahami, 1195 nucleotides. Its product is annotated as ras-related protein O-RAL-like. The transcript is spliced from 3 exons. The record is from RefSeq and is a predicted model, not a curated record. Gene Ontology annotation, biological process: signal transduction. NCBI's taxonomy places the organism in Eukaryota, Metazoa, Chordata, Actinopteri, Cypriniformes, Cyprinidae. Gene Ontology annotation, molecular function: GTPase activity; GTP binding. Bases 1 to 501 code for a protein of 166 amino acids. Gene Ontology annotation, cellular component: membrane.
AUGACCUCCGGAGUUUUGACAAAGGACGGCAGCAGGGCCAUAAGAGUUUAUGAGAGCAGUAAAAUGUGUCCGGAGGAAAUCAGUCACCUUGACUUUGAAUGUGAGAAACCGUCUAUUCAGCAUUUAACACCCCACUGUAAAGACGCUUGUGAUGGGCGUCACUUACACAUGCACAAGCCUGAGGAUGCUGUGACAUUCAAGAUGGAGCAGAUCCUGAGAGUGAAAGCGGAGGAUGAUAAAAUCCCUCUGUUAUUGGUGGGGAAUAAGUCUGAUUUGGAGGACAGGAGGCAGGUGUCUGCGGACGAGGCCCGGACCAAAGCGGACGAGUGGUCUGUCCAGUAUGUGGAAACAUCAGCCAAAACCAGAGCGAACGUCGAUAAGGUCUUCUUUGAUCUGAUGAGGGAGGUGCGGGCGAAGAAGAUGUCCGAGAACAAGGAGAAGAACGGGAAGAAGAGCGGCAAGAAGAAGAAGAGCUUGAAAGAGAGAUGCACGCUGCUUUGAGCCGCACAAACGCUUGAUUCCCAUGUCAAGCUCUCCUGUCCUGGACUGAGCCGUUCUUCUGGUGAUGAGGAGACCAGAUCUUCCUCCUCGAGCGUUUUUCUUGCCAAACACAAUCGAACCAGAACCAUAAGCCACUGUUCUGACCUCAACUACAAACCUUCCAUAUCUUUAAAGGACUUUUUAUAAGUUUCUACCCGUUUUCCUUGGUGUUGUAAUAUCAAAUCAGUAGCGUAACUCUAAUCUGUGAAAAAUGCAGGCUUUGUAACUUUCCAAAAGUCACUUUUUUUUAUACUCAAACUCAAGUUAUAUUCAUUAUGCUGCAUCGCUGUUCUUCAUUCAUGAAACGGGAAUCAUUUUUUUAAGUAAAUUGUUGCAUUGAAUUAAAGGCUACAAUUUGUGACAAACCAUUUAGAAAUGAGUUCUGCUUGAAUUUCACACAUGCAUGUAAAUCUUUUUGUGCUAAAUAACUCAUUUUUAUCUGCCUUUCACUUAUUUUAAGGCAAAGGCAACAGACAUAUAUGAAUUUGCUUUGCAUGCAUUAUUAUGCAGCUUAACACAGCUGAGGAAGGUGCAGACUUUGCGCUUUUAUUAUAAAACAGACACACAAUUGAAAGUAUAUUUUUGUAAUCAAAUCACUCUGUUUAUUGAUUACUCUGCCUGGUGAAUACAGACCAAAUAAACCUUCUCUGAAUUU